This is a messenger RNA of Sabethes cyaneus, 864 nucleotides long. RefSeq lists its product as uncharacterized. Bases 1 to 864 code for a protein of 287 amino acids. The record is from RefSeq and is a predicted model, not a curated record. NCBI's taxonomy places the organism in Eukaryota, Metazoa, Arthropoda, Insecta, Diptera, Culicidae. The transcript has a single exon.
AUGGCAACGGACGACAAAUUAGCCGCACCUGGAACCUCUACCGAGGAACAGGAUUCCGCCAUCGUAGAAGCAGUGCAUCUUCCUCGCCUGAAUCCACCGCUUAUGACAGCAUCGAACAUCGAAUCAUAUUUCAUUUCUCUGGAGUUUUGGUUUGCCGCAUCCGGAAUUGCAACUCAUCACGACGCCAGGAAGUACAACAUCGUAAUGGCUCAGGUGCCUCCGAAUAAGCUAACAGAGCUACGAUCUAUCGUCGAGGGUACACCUACUACGGAAAAGUACGCCUAUAUCAAAGAAAAGCUCAGUGAACAUUUUGCUGAUAGUCAGCAACGACGUUUGCAUCAGGUAUUGUCUGCAAUGCCGCUUGGUGACAUGAAACCCAGUCAACUUUUUAACGAGAUGCGGAGGGUAGCUGGAAAUGCAUUGAGCGAACAAGCCCUUUUUGAUCUGUGGGCAUCGAGACUUCCAACCCACGCGCAAGCAGCAGUGAUAGCAUCGAAAGGUGACUCGGCAACGAAAGUUAUCGUCGCGGAUGCAAUCGUAGAAUCCCUUAACCUUCACAAUGCCAUUUGCACGGAACAUUCAGAAAUCGCAAUGGCGUCAUCUGCCAGACCGGCAUCACCACCUAGUAGCAUCGAGUUACUUCAACGGGAAAUCGCCGAACUAACAAGAACGGUUAAUAAAUUGCUUCGACCUCAAGGCAACCAAUCAGAUCGUUCACGAUUGCGCAGCCAAAAUAGAGUUGUUGAAAACCGUAACAGUGAAUAUGACAUAUGUUGGUAUCAUCGUACUUUUGGCGACAAAGCCCAGCAGUGUCGCAAACCGUGUUAUUUCGUGCAUCCUUCCAACUCUAAAAAUCAGCAAUGA